CAUUACACCCAGCUGGCGAAACGGAUGACAGUCUAGAAAACAUCAGGGUUGAGCUUUUGACCGACGUCAGACGAAGAAACAGUGCCUCAGAUGUAAGGCAGAAGAUGUCAAGAACAUUUUCCUACCGUAGACAAGAGGUGGUGCAGGGAAGUCCAACUGCUGGGGAGUUUAAAGCUAGGUGGCCUGCACUUUUCCAGAUUAAUGAGGUAAAUGCUGAAUUCCAGCGUAUUACAACACUUCAACUGGAGACGACCUUCGCGGCACAGUUAGACAGAAUUACACCUCAGCUGAUGACAGUUUUCCAGAAGAAGGGCGGUGUUUCUGGGCAGAAACUUGCCCACCACUUGCAGAUCAUGCAAGAGGCUGAAAGUGAUGUUAAAGUGAAAAGGGAAGCAGUUCUCAGGGCACUUUGCCUCUACCUUGGUGAAGAGGACGGAAGCCUUAUUCGGGAGUACUUGGACAUUGAAGGAGAUGACAUCCAGAGAGACCUGAAGAAGCACACCAUGGGCAUUUAUGUCAUCAACAAGGAGGAUGGACAAAAUGGACAUUAUGAUGACAUUGGAAUAUUUGUUGAAGGCGAGAUUGUCAUGGACAACAUUGGAUCUCCGGCCCAAGCUUGUGCAUUGAUGCUUGGAGUAAUCUAUGCACUAAACCUAGCCUACCCCAAGGAAUUGAGGCACUAUUAUGAAUUCAUUCAGAAAGUGUUGAUGGGAUUGGGGGAGAGCUUUUCCCCAUCCAAAGUCCUUGGGCUGAAGAACAAAAUCGCUACUGGAUAGGAAGAUUUCUAAAACCACACAUCCAGAGAAUGCUGUUGUCAAAGGAGUUUGCAAAGAAAAGCGUCUGGACUUCUUUGAGUUGCUUG
This is a messenger RNA of Oreochromis niloticus (Nile tilapia), 862 nucleotides long. RefSeq lists its product as uncharacterized. The coding region runs from base 105 to 776 and encodes 223 amino acids. The transcript has 4 exons. NCBI's taxonomy places the organism in Eukaryota, Metazoa, Chordata, Actinopteri, Cichliformes, Cichlidae. The record is from RefSeq and is a predicted model, not a curated record.